CGUGCAGCCUGCGCCAUGCCGCGCUCACGCGUGGGGGACCGGCCUGCGGAGCACUGGCCCGGAAAACAGCCAAAGUGCCCUCCCGCGGGGAAAUGUCCCCGUCCUUCCUGUCCUCUCUUUACAGGCCUCCCAACUCUCCAGGCAGAUUUUUCCAAAAUCCAAACCCCAGCCCACCUGGCACCCACCUCUGGCAACUUGGAGCGUUUCCCACAACGCCGUGCGCAAGGCGUUGGCUUGUGUAACCUCGAAACGCUAAGUAUUUUUCUCAUCUGUGCAGUGGGUAUGAUUUUUUCCUGAUCAAUUUACGUGGAUAAUCUGAAAUUAAACCACUUCAGUUAUGAAACUCUUUUCCUUUUGGAGCCGCGCAGGAGACCUUGCUCUGCCUUUCUGCGAGUCCCAGUGGUGUCACAUAUGCGAGGGCCUGACUUUCAGUUGCCAGAGUGGUACAGGAUGGUGGAUUGUACUACACUUCUGUUUCCUCUUACUUGCCACUGCUGAACCUUUGUAUUUCAGAUUAAGUGAGUCCAGGUUUUGGUUCCCACCAUGGCCAUCACACAGUUUCGGUUAUUUAAAGUUUGUACCUGCCUAGCAGCAGUAUUCUCAUUCCUAAAGAGAUUAAUAUGCAGAUCUGGCAGAGGACGCAAAUUAAGUGGAGACCAAAUAACUUUGCCAACUACAGUUGAAUAUUCAUCAGUUCCUAAGCAGACAGAUGUUGAAGAGUGGACUUCCUGGGAUGAAGAUGCACCCACAAGUGUAAAGAUUGAAGGAGGGAAUGGGAAUGUGGCCACCCAGCAAAAUGCUUUGGAACAACUAGAACCUGACUACUUUAAGGACAUGACACCAACUAUUAGGAAAACUCAGAAAAUCGUUGUUAAGAAGAGAGAACCAUUAAAUUUUGGCAUCCCAGAUGGUAGCACAGGUUUCUCUAGUAGAUUAGCAGCUACACAAGAUAUGCCUUUUAUUCAUCAAUCUUCUGAACUGGGUGACUUAGAUACCUGGCAAGAAAAUACCAAUGCAUGGGAAGAAGAAGAAGAUGCAGCCUGGCAAGCAGAAGAAGUUCUGAGGCAGCAGAAAAUAGCAGACAGAGAAAAGAGAGCCGCAGAACAACAAAGGAAGAAAAUGGAAAAGGAAGCGCAGCGGCUAAUGAAGAAGGAACAAAACAAAAUUGGUGUGAAGCUUUCCUAACCAAUGUUCUUCGAGUAUUACAGUGCCAGUAGGAGAAAUCUGAGCUCCACAACUCAGCCAACAUUUUUAUGGACUUAAGAGUAUUUUCAGAAUGCAGACACACUGCUUGAUUUUAAUGCAUUCAUCAGGCCAUCCAGGAUAUCAGGAUUCUCCAAAAGUACCUGAACCCUUAGCGAUUAAGAUUCAAGAAAACGAAAAAGACUAACGAGACAAUAUUUUCCUCAACAUGCUCCAAAUAAAAGACAAUUGUUUGCUGUACAGAAAUGAUCACAAAUGGAAUAUACCGGUACCUCUGAAGCUGACGUUUCUAGCUAAAUAAAUGGAUGUAAAUAAUUUUAUGGUGGAAAAGAACUCUGCUAUCUGUUAUGAUUUCCUUCAGUGUGUGUAAUGAUAAAAUAAAGAAUUUUAAUAUUCUUUUGUUUCCAUGGUUACCUGACCUAAAUUAGACAAAUUGUAGGCCUUUAACUUUCUUAUUUUUGUUGUCAGACUCUGGCAUUGGCAUACAUUUCCUCUAAAUUUGAAUUGGUAUUGUUUGAUACAACAUUAAGGAAUUUGAUGAUUUUGAUUUUCAUGAAAAUGACAUUAAAUGCAAUAAUUUUAUCAUAAA
This is a messenger RNA of Otolemur garnettii (small-eared galago), 1792 nucleotides long. RefSeq names its product estrogen receptor binding site associated, antigen, 9 (gene EBAG9). NCBI's taxonomy places the organism in Eukaryota, Metazoa, Chordata, Mammalia, Primates, Galagidae. The record is from RefSeq and is a predicted model, not a curated record. The coding region runs from base 544 to 1185 and encodes 213 amino acids. The transcript has 7 exons. Gene Ontology annotation, cellular component: secretory granule.